AUGCCUAAUGCAGUGCUAAUCGGGACUUUGAAUGAUAGAUUAUUGCUUGCAAAUCCAACUGAAAUAAAUCCAAGACAAAAAAAGGGCAUGGAUAUAAAACACUGUCUUGUAGGGCUUCUAGAACCUCUUCUUAUUGGAUUUGGCACCAUGCAACAAAUUUUUGAACAGAAGCUUGACUUGUCAGAGAUAUUAUACCAAAUAACAUCAAGGUUUGAUAGUUUACGGAUUACUCCAAGAUCUCUUGAUAUUCUUGCGACUGGUGAACCUGUGUGUGGUGAUCUUGCUGUAUCGUUGUCACAAUCAGGGCCUCAGUUUACUCAGGUGCUACGAGGAUCAUAUGCUAUCAAAGCGCGUCGCUUUUCAACCGCUUUAUCUGUUCUAAAAGACGAAUUCCUCCGAUCAAGAGAUUACCCACAAUGCCCUCCAACCUCCCACUUAUUCCACCGAUUCCGACAACUCGGAUACGCCUGCAUAAAGUAUGGUCAAUUCGACAGUGCAAAAGAAACAUUCGAAGUCAUAUCCGAUUACGAAAGCCUACUCGACCUAUUCAUCUGCCACCUCAACCCUAGCGCAAUGCGACGCCUUGCUCAAAGACUAGAAGAAGAAAACACCGAUUCAGAAUUAAGACGCUAUUGUGAAAGAAUAUUGAGAGUCCGUUCCACCGGUUGGACCCAGGGUAUUUUCGCCAAUUUCGCUGCUGAAUCCAUGGUUCCUAAAGGACCCGAAUGGGGCGGGGGCAAUUGGGUAAUUAAAACACCCGCGAGCACAAAAACCAUCCCCCAAUGGGAAUUGGCGGCUGAAGUUAUGCCGUAUAUGAGAACAGACGACGGCAGCAUACCCUCGUUGUCAACCGAUCACAUCGGAGUUUACCUAGGAUUAAUCAAAGGCAGGGGUAAUAUCGUCGAAGUUCGCGACGAUAGUUUAGUGAAAAUUAAAGAUAAUAAUAAAAUCGUUGCUUCCACGUCUGUCGUUGCUUCCACUUCUAGUGACACGUCAUCAUCUCAAUUGAUGAAUCUUGAUUCUCUUACGAAGGCGGAUUCGAACGUAGAACAGGCGAAAGCUGAAGAGGAAUUUAAGAAAUCGAUGUAUGGGACAGCUGGCGAUGGAAGUAGUAGCGAUGAAGAGGGUGUUUCCAAAACUAAAUUGCGUAUAAAGAUAAAGGAAAAAACCGCGGCUCCUGUUACUGUGGAUUUGGAUAAAAUUAAGGAAGCGACUAAACAGUUUAAAUUAGCUGAUGCUUUGGGUGCACCAAUUAGAACUAAAUCAUCAACCGGAAUGAAUAUUAAUAAUAAUAUUAAUAUUAAUACUCCUCAACCCGUAAACAAUCCUCCAGUUUCAGCUCCGGUUGAUCCGUUUGGGGACGGUUAUUUCACGCAAACGCCGCCAGUGUUUCCGGCAGGUGGUCCGGCGGUGGCAACCGGAGCGGCGGUGGGGCCGCGGCCGAUUCCGGAGGAUUUUUUUCAGAAUACUAUUCCGUCGUUACAGGUGGCGGCUGCAUUGCCGCCACCUGGCACUUAUCUUUCGAGAUACGAUCAGAAUCCUCAAGGGAGACCAUCGGGGCCUCCCGCUAGUGAAAUUCCUCAAGUGCCUGUGAAUGUUCCGGUUUCUACAGAGUCGUUUGGACUUCCGGAUGGCGGUGUGCCGCCACAAUCCAUGGCUCCUCCACCUGUUGCCAUGCCGCCACUUCAGGCGGUGGUCAACGCUCCGGUGUUGACCCAGCCGCUUGAUUUAAGCUCCCUUGAAGGUCCGGGAGCUGUGAAUGUAGUGAAAGCUUCUGAGCCUCCUCCUCCAACAUCUGUGCGACCUGGACAGGUUCCACGUGGGGCUGGUGCUUCAAUUUGUUUCAAGACUGGGCUAGUGCAUCUUGAACAGAAUCAACUACCAGAUGCAUUAUCAUGUUUUGAUGAAGCUUUUCUUGCAUUAGCAAAGGACAAUUCUCGUGGAGCUGAUGUAAAGGCACAAGCCACAAUUUGUGCUCAGUAUAAAAUCGCAGUCACCCUACUUCAGGAAAUCGGGCGACUACAAAAGGUCCAAGGUGCAAGUGCAAUAAGCGCAAAAGACGAAAUGGCAAGACUCUCACGUCACCUCGGGUCACUACCACUCCAAGCAAAACACAGAAUAAAUUGCAUACGAACAGCCAUAAAACGAAACAUGGACGUGCAAAAUUACGGAUAUGCCAAACAAAUGCUUGAAUUACUUUUAUCAAAAGCUCCACCGGGUAGACAGGAUGAAUUAAGAAGCUUGAUUGAGAUAUGUUUACAAAGGGGGUUGACCAAUAAGUCAAUCGACCCACUUGAAGACCCUUCACAAUUCUGUGGUGCAACACUUAGCCGAUUGUCGACUAUUGGGUAUGAUGUUUGUGAUGUUUGUGGGGCUAAGUUUUCGGCUUUGGCUUCUCCCGGGUGUAUUAUUUGUGGUAUGGGGAGUAUUAAGCGGUCCGAUGCACUUGUGGGACCCGCUCCUGUUCCUUCGCCUUUUGGGUGAGUGAUGAAUGUGUGUUGUAGGUUUUUUUUGUGUGUAAAGACUAAGAUACCCCCGACAAUUUAGAUUUGAUUUGUGUGUAUACGGAUUCAAAUGGUGGUUUUUGUUUUACGAGGCUUGUUGUAUAAGAGAUAGGUUAAAGCUUGUUUAAAGAGAAG
Molecule: messenger RNA, 2639 nt
Organism: Lactuca virosa
Lineage: Eukaryota; Viridiplantae; Streptophyta; Magnoliopsida; Asterales; Asteraceae
Source: the annotation of a GenBank genome assembly